AUGGAAAAGAAAAUUUGCGAUCAAGCAAUUACUCUCUCUCUCUCUCUUUCUUCUGCCAUCGCCAAAAACUUGUCUUUUGCUUCUGGGUUUUGCUUCUUAUUUUUGAAUAUAGUCAUUGGAGAUGGCUCCGGUUGGUCCUCGAUCCGGUGAUGCGAUCUUCUCUAGCAUUGAUCGUGUGAAUGCGGAGUUGUUCACGUUGACGUAUGGUGCUAUUGUGCGUCAAUUGCUUACUGACCUGGAAGAAGUAGAGGAAGUUAACAAACAGCUUGAUCAAAUGUAUUCUUCUUCUACGAUUUAUGUAGACUCUCUUCCAUGGGGAUACAACAUUGGAAUCCGACUUAUCGAUGAGUUUCUAGCUAAAUCUGGUGUUUCCAGAUGCGUUGACUUUAAGGAAACUGCUGAAAUGAUUGCCAAGGUGGGUUUCAAGAUGUUCUUAGGAGUCACUGCAUCAGUGACAAGCUGGGACUCGGACGGGACUUGCUGCAGUAUAAUCUUAGAGGACAAUCCCCUAGUUGAUUUCGUCGAGCUUCCCGAUACUUGCCAAGGUCUUUACUACUGCAAUGUCUUAAGUGGAGUCAUUAGAGGAGCUUUGGAAAUGGUCUCAAUGAAGACAGAAGUGACAUGGACGCGUGAUGUUCUUCGAGGAGAUGAUGCUUAUGAGUUGCAAGUAAAGCUACUGAAACAAGUCGCUGAGGAAUAUCCUUACAAGGAUGAUGAAUAAAUAUCAAUCUCUUAUCUUCCCUCUUCCUCAAAGAGAAACUAAUUACUGUUUUGUAGUCUCUUUCUCUGCAUUCUUAGCUUUGUUUUUUUUCUCCGCAAACACAAAACUAUAAGCUAUGAAACUAAAUACUGUUUAAAUCCAUUUCUUAGUGUUCUGAUGUGACAAGAGUUAAUCGUAUCACAAUGUCUCAAAUCGUGUAAUAAAUAGAUCAAUUCAGUGAGAUCAGAGUGUGUUUUUUCUUUCG
Molecule: messenger RNA, 965 nt
Organism: Arabidopsis thaliana (thale cress)
Lineage: Eukaryota; Viridiplantae; Streptophyta; Magnoliopsida; Brassicales; Brassicaceae
Product: Transport protein particle (TRAPP) component
Exons: 6
Coding region: 122-721 (199 amino acids)
Biological process (GO): Golgi vesicle transport
Cellular component (GO): Golgi apparatus; endoplasmic reticulum; TRAPP complex
Source: RefSeq, marked reviewed